UGGGGGCCUAGACCCUGGGCAUCCAGGGGACUGUGCCGGGUGGAGCAGAGGGCACAGGACAGGAGCUCCCGAGUUGACUGACUAACAGCUUUAGGUGGGACCACAAGAUAUUCCCAACUCAGGGAUACUCAGCUGUCACUCACUCACUGUCCACAAUGAUAUUCCUCACGACACUGCCUCUGUUUUGGAUCAUGAUUUCAGCCUCUCGAGGGGGACACUGGGGUGCCUGGAUGCCCUCGUCCAUCUCAGCCUUCGAGGGGACGUGUGUGUCAAUCCCCUGCCGCUUUGAUUUCCCGGAUGAGCUGCGGCCGGCCGUGGUGCACGGCGUCUGGUACUUCAACAGCCCCUACCCCAAGAACUACCCCCCGGUGGUCUUCAAGUCACGCACCCAAGUUGUCCACGAGAGUUUCCAGGGUCGCAGCCGCCUCCUGGGGGACCUGGGCCUGCGGAACUGCACCCUCCUGCUCAGCAACCUCAGCCCCGAGCUGGGCGGCAAGUACUACUUCCGCGGGGACCUGGGGGGUUACAACCAGUACACCUUCUCGGAGCACAGCGUCCUGGACAUCAUCAACACCCCCAACAUCGUGGUGCCGGUCGAGGUGGUGGCAGGCACGGAAGUGGAGGUCAGCUGCAUGGUCCCUGACAACUGCCCUGAGCUGCGGCCGGAACUGAGCUGGCUGGGCCACGACGGGCUGGGGGAGCCCACGGUGCUGGGAAGGCUGCGCGAGGACGAGGGCACCUGGGUGCAGGUGUCCCUUCUUCACUUCGUGCCCACCAGAGAGGCCAAUGGCCACCGGCUGGGCUGCCAGGCCUCCUUCCUCAAUGCCACCCUGCAAUUCGAGGGCUACGCCAGCCUGGAUGUCAAGUAUCCCCCCAUCAUCGUGGAGAUGAACUCCUCUGUGGAGGCCAUCGAGGGCUCCCAGGUCAGCCUGCUGUGUGGGGCCGACAGCAACCCGCUGGCCCUGCUGACCUGGAUGCGGGACGGCACCGUACUCCGGGAGGCCGUGACCGACAGCCUGAUCCUGGUGCUGGACGAGGUGACCCCUGGGGAGGACGGUGUGUACGCCUGCCUGGCAGAGAACGCCUAUGGCCAGGACAACCGCACCGUGGACCUAAACGUCAUGUAUGCCCCCUGGAAGCCCACAGUGAACGGGACAGUGGUGGCCGUGGAGGGGGAGACGGUCUCCAUUCUGUGCUCCACGCAGAGCAACCCGGACCCUAUUCUCACCAUCUUCAAGGAGAAGCAGAUCCUGGCCACGAUCAUCUACGAGAGCGAGCUGCAGCUGGAGCUGCCUGCCGUCACACCCGAGGAUGAUGGGGAGUACUGGUGUGUGGCCGAGAACCAGUACGGCCAGAGAGCCACCGCCUUCAACCUGUCAGUGGAGUUUGCCCCCGUGAUCCUCCUGGAGUCUCACUGCGCUUCGGCCCGGGACACAGUGCAGUGCCUGUGCGUGGUGAAAGCCAACCCCGAGCCGUCGGUGGCCUUCGAGCUGCCCUCGCGCAACGUGACGGUGAACGAGACGGAGCGCGAGUUCGUGUACUCGGAGCGCAGCGGCCUCCUGCUCACCAGUGUCCUCACGCUGCGGGGACAGGCGCAGGCCCCGCCCCGGGUCAUCUGCACCUCCCGCAACCUCUACGGCAGCAAGAGCCUGGAGCUGCCCUUCCAGGGAGCCCACCGCCUGAUGUGGGCCAAGAUCGGACCAGUGGGAGCUGUGGUCGCUUUUGCCAUCAUCAUUGCCAUUGUCUGCUACAUCACCCAGACGCGCCGAAAAAAGAACGUGACAGAGAGCCCCAGCUUCUCGGCGGGGGACAACCCCCCCGUCCUGUUCAGCACUGACUACCGCAUCUCUGGGGCGCCGGAGAAGUAUGAGAGCGAGAGGCGCCUUGGAUCUGAAAGGAGGCUGCUGGGCAUUCGGGGGGAGCCCCCAGAGCUCGACCUGAGCUUCUCUCACUCGGACCUGGGGAAACGGCCCACCAAGGACAGCUGCACCCUGACGGAGGAGCUGGCGGAGUACGCGGAGAUCCGCGUCAAGUGAGGGCACUGGGGCCGCCCGCACGGCCGCCCCCCUCAGGACCCUCACUGGCCCCCUCUGGCUGCAGGCUUCCCGCUUCCCAACAGUCGCAGGGCCGCCAAAGGACUGGGGUUGGGGUCUGGGGGCCUGGCCCCGCUCCCUCCAGGUGCCCCGCCCUGCACC
Messenger RNA from Sorex fumeus (smoky shrew), 2195 nucleotides. It is a transcript of the gene MAG, whose product is annotated as myelin associated glycoprotein. The record is from RefSeq and is a predicted model, not a curated record. The transcript has 11 exons. Lineage: Eukaryota; Metazoa; Chordata; Mammalia; Eulipotyphla; Soricidae. Bases 156 to 2036 code for a protein of 626 amino acids.